This is a messenger RNA of Stomoxys calcitrans (stable fly), 723 nucleotides long. RefSeq names its product nuclear pore complex protein Nup58-like. NCBI's taxonomy places the organism in Eukaryota, Metazoa, Arthropoda, Insecta, Diptera, Muscidae. Bases 1 to 723 code for a protein of 240 amino acids. The transcript is spliced from 2 exons. The record is from RefSeq and is a predicted model, not a curated record.
AUGGCAGCAAAAUUGUUGAUUCUUGCCUUAGCUGCUGUGGGUGUUUCUGCUCAUAGUAGCAUAGUACCCUUUGCCAGCUCCUAUAAUUCUCAUACCAUCAAUCAUGCUGUGGCUUAUCCUGCUGCUGCUGCAGCUGCGGUACCUGCUGUGCCAGCUUCUGUGGCCUUUGCCACCCCUGCUGUAGCUCCUGCUGCUGCUGUUCCUGUAGCUACACCACCUAAAGUUGGCUUUGCCGCAUCUGCCCUUCCUGCAGUGCCAGCCCCGGUGGCCUUUGGAACCCCUGCUGUGCCCAUAGCUACUCCACCAAAAGUUGGAUUUGCUGCACCUGCUAUACCUGCCGCCUCCGUAGCUUUUGCAGUACCUUCUAAGGUAGGCUUUGCUGCUGCACCCUUUCCUGGCAUACCAGCUGCCCCUGUGGCAUUUGCCACACCCUCUAACCUAGCAUUUGGUAGCAGCUACUAUGGUCAUUCUUAUGCUGUCCCUGCCGCUGUAGCUCCUGUUGGCAGUGUAUUUGCUGCUCCCUCGAAAGUAGCUUUUGCAGCACCCGUUGCCGCCACUGGAGCUGCCGCAGUACCUGUGGCUGCUCCCUCUAAGGUGGGAUUCGCAGCAGCUGCACCAGUCACCCCCGCCUUGGGUUCCCCAGCCCAUGUAGGCAAAUUUGGAGUUCCAGCCACCACCUCAUUUGCAGCUCCCGUUGCUAUUAAUACUCCAUAUUUCUUUUGA